Messenger RNA from Durio zibethinus, 3650 nucleotides. The record is from RefSeq and is a predicted model, not a curated record. NCBI's taxonomy places the organism in Eukaryota, Viridiplantae, Streptophyta, Magnoliopsida, Malvales, Malvaceae.
UGUAAGACUCGCUAAAAAAGGCUCGGGGGGUUUCGACUCAGUUGGAUUGGUCUCUGUUUCGAAAUUAUUACGGUAAUAUAUUUCUUAGGCCAGAAGCGGGAGGAGCGAAGGUGCUUCAAUGAAAGAAGAGGUUAUUAGCUCUGGUGGGACCAUAGAUCCCGCUCCUGCCGCGAGUUCUGCUGGGGCAUCCUCACCUGCUGUUCCAGCAAAUGUUGGAAGUGUAGAUUGGUCUGGUCAUGGCCAAAAUUCCAAAGCAGCUUCUCAAUCUUGUGUUGGAUCCCAAGCACCAUGGAUUUCACUCAGUACUAGUGCUGGUGGAUCUGCUCUUGGAUCAUCAAGAACUUCAUGUCGACCAUGGGAAAGAGGGGAUCUUCUCAGGCGUUUGGCUACAUUUAAGCCUAUGAAUUGGUUUGGGAAACCUAAGGUUGCAAGCUCAUUGGCUUGUGCUCAGAGAGGUUGGAUAAAUAUAGAUGUUGAUAAAAUUGCAUGUGAAACAUGUGGGGCAUGCCUGCAUUUUGCUUCCUCCCCAUCCUGGGCUACUUCUGAAGCUGAGGAUGCUGGUGAGGCCUUUUCCAAGCAGCUGGAUGUUGGACACAAAGUUGCUUGUCGUUGGAGAGGAAAUAGCUGUCCAGAAAGCUUGGUCCAAUUCCCUCCAACAACUCAGUCUGCUCUAAUUGCUGGAUACAAGGACAGAUGUGAUGGACUUUUGCAGUUUCAGUCUCUUCCUGUAAUAGCUGCAUCUGCAAUGGAGCAUAUGCGAGUAACUCGGGGUCCACAGGUUGAUCGCCUUCUGUCUCAGAUGCAGAAUUAUACGGCAGAGUUUGAAUCUAGAUCAGAGACUAUACCAGAACUUGAUAAUGCUCGAGAUGUUGCAUUUUGUCUAUACUCUCAUUCACAGAAGCUCAUAAGCUUGUGCGGAUGGGAACCAAGAUGGCUUCUAAAUGUUCAAGACUGUGAAGAGCAUUCUGCUCAAUCAGCUAGAAAUGGAUGUUCUUUUGGCCCUAACACAGCCCAGGUCCAUAUUUCGCAGGAUCCUGGACCAAGCAAAAAUGCUCUUGCUUCUUCAGCCAAGGAAACUGGAAAAAAUAAAUUGGUAGUCGUGGAGUCUAGAUCUGAAUUCAGAUUGUCUUUGUUAGAUUGUAGCUUAUGUGGUGCUACUGUCAGGAUAUUGGAUUUUUUUACUGUUCCUCGACCUGCUCGUGUUGCUCCCAACAACAUUGACAUCCCUGAUACAAGCAAAAAAAUGGGAUUGACACGUGGAGUAAGUGCAGCCAGUGGAAUUAGUGGUUGGGUUGCUGCUGAUGAUCCAGAGAAAGAACUGACUGAGGACCGCGAUGAAGUAGGAACAACCGAUGAGAGAAAAUUGAUUCAAAAAACAGAUGUUGAUUUGAAUCUUACAAUGGCUGGGGGUCUGUCUUUUAAUCAGUUGAGUAAAACAACAACAUCCAGAAAUAUGAAUGACGGAGACAUGGGGCGAGAUCUAAUGAUUGGGCAACCAUCAGGUAGUGAGGUUGGUGAUCGAGCAGCUUCUUAUGAAUCAUGGGGUCCUAGUUCUCGCAAGCGAAGCUUGGAAAUAGGUGCCAGUUCAGAUGACAGGCUACAAUUACGCCCACAGCAGGCUGAUAGUGUUGAAGGAACUGUCAUCGAUCGUGAUGGUGAUGAAGUCACUGAUGGCAAACAAUAUUCUGCUGGGCCUUCAAAACGUGCUCGUGAUUCAGAUAUUUUUGAUACUUACUGCUCACCAUAUCCAAGAGACUCCUCUGAUGCAGGUCCAAGCCAUUCAAUGGGUUUUGAAACUUAUGCAGAUGGCAAUAGAAUUGCUCUGUUUAGGCAAGGAAGUGACCAUGUUAUUGGAAUCCCAUCAGCCAGAGAUUCAACACGUGCAUCCUCUGUAAUUGCAAUGGAUACUGUCUGCCACAGUGCAGAUGAUGACUCAAUGGAAAGUGUUGAAAAUUAUCCUGGAGAUGUUGAUGAUAUCCAUUUUCCCUCAUCUAGUACAUAUGGCCACCUUGACAUGAAUGACACAUCAGAGUUGAAUUAUAGUAAUCAAGCUCAGCAGAGUAUUUGUUUCCAACCAGCUGCUGAAGCGGUUCCAGGUGAAAUGGGCAUCAGCAGUACAAAUGAUGGUGAGGAAAUUUUCAAUGCUGAAACUGUGACAGCUCAUGCUAGGGAUGGGCUUAGUUUUGGAAUUAGUGGGGGGAGUGUUGGUAUGUGUGCCAGCCAUGAAGCUGAAAUCCAUGGAGCAGAUGUCUCUGCACGUAGAACAGUUAGUGUAGUUGGUGAUAUAGAACCCAGAAUAGAAGAUGCUGAAAAUCAGGGUCAAACUGGUGAAUCUGCUCCAGAUCCGGGAUUGAUGGAUGAGGUUGUCCCUGAUGAAAUAAAUAGGGAGGAUCCUCACGGUGACAGCCAAGAAAUGUUGUCUCGCUCUCUGGGAAGGGCUGACAGUGGUUCAAAAGUUGAUGGUUCUGCCAAGGCAGAGUCUGUCGAAAGUGGUGAAAAGAUAAGCCAAAGCUGCAAACUAGUCCCAGAUUACAAUGCUCAUCCUUCUCUUUCCUGCAAUGCUAAUGUGUACUCUGGCAAUGAAUCACCCAAGAAAGGGGUAAAAAAUGCUGGAAAAUCAUCUUCCAUAAACAAUUGUCCAUACCCAGACCCAGAGUCAGAUUAUGCUGUCACAAAUGGGAUAGGGCCACCAAAAGGAGAAAGCAAUUAUGAAGAAGCUAUAGAAUUUGAUCCAAUUAUUCAUCACAACCAGUUCUGCCCCUGGGUGAAUGGAAAUGUUGCUGCUGCUGGCUGUAGUAGCUCCGGCUCCAGCUCCAGUGCUGAUGUUAUUUCACUUUGUGGAUGGCAGUUGACCUUGGAUGCUCUGGAUGCUUUGCGAUCACUGGGGCAUGUUCCUGUGCAGACGGUACAGUCGGAGUCAGCAGCAUCAUUGUAUAAGCUUGUAUAAUGCUCUCAUGGAUGACUAGAAUACAUAUAUAUUUUGAAGAAAGUGGAUGGCCUAGCUAAUCCCUGGAGUAAGGUCUUGAAAUGGUUCCUGUUCUUGCAUGCAUGGUUUUGUUAAUUAUUUGCUGAUCUUAUUGAUGUGUCCUUGCCUUCAUUUCUUGGUAAAAAGAGUCCAAGGUUGUGAAAAUCUUCCACUAAGAUUAACUUCCAAGCUAUGACCUAAUGCUUUAUACAUGAUAAUCAUGCUUUGAUGAGGCAUUUAAAGAUUUAAUCUAUGUCGGUUGUGGUACUUUCACUGCUCCCUCAUUCAGUUAGUUCAUAUUCGUUUAAAACGAAGCAGUUAGCAUACCUUAUGCAAAGGAGAGUGACAGAAUUUGGUAGUUCAUAUUCAUUUAAAUCAAUACUGUUGUAGCAGUUAUUAUUUCUUAAGCAAGGGGGAGUGUAGAGGUUUUUAUGCAGGUUAUCAUAUAAUUAAUUAUUGGUGGUCAUUGCUUCUACAUGGGUUGUCAGAUUCUGGUUAAUAAUGUCUUUGAUUGAAGUUGUUUUAACUUCUUUUCUUUGGCAAAGAGCUAACUCCUGUAGUAUCUAGGUAGUUAUGGUUCAUGUGUGCUCAUUCGACAAUUAUAGGAGCAGCUGCGACAGGCUACUGGCACCUCAGAUCUGCUUGACACUACUACUCUAACCCUUCUUUUCCACAACUAAUUGUU